This is a messenger RNA of Dracunculus medinensis (Guinea worm), 237 nucleotides long. NCBI's taxonomy places the organism in Eukaryota, Metazoa, Nematoda, Chromadorea, Rhabditida, Dracunculidae. The record is from the annotation of a GenBank genome assembly.
AUGGAAGUACAUAUGAGCAGUGGUAAUGGACAGUGGCGUACAACAAUUCGGUAUUGCAGCUAUGGUGCUUGUGAUAUGGGCAGUGGCACACAACUCGGUAUUGCAGCUAUGGUGCUUGCGAUAUGGACAGUGGCGUACAACAAUUCGGUAUUGCAGCUAUGGUGUUUACGACCUCAGUGCAAGCAAUAUGCGAUAGCUCUCGACUGUUCUUUUGAUUAUUUUAAUCAUAUCAUAUAA